Molecule: messenger RNA, 2136 nt
Organism: Pocillopora damicornis (cauliflower coral)
Lineage: Eukaryota; Metazoa; Cnidaria; Anthozoa; Scleractinia; Pocilloporidae
Product: membrane-bound acylglycerophosphatidylinositol O-acyltransferase mboat7
Biological process (GO): lipid modification; phosphatidylinositol biosynthetic process
Cellular component (GO): mitochondria-associated endoplasmic reticulum membrane contact site; membrane
Molecular function (GO): lysophospholipid acyltransferase activity
Source: RefSeq, a predicted model, not a curated record
CUCAUUAGGUGGGCUGACAUUUGACAUGCUUUUGUACCGAAUAUCACUCGAGCGGUGGGAUCUCUUGCUUAGAAAAUUGAUUUUACGGUCUGACAAACUAAUAUACACCGCGUGUGGGGGAACACCAUGUCCACUACAGACUUACUUUAUCUCUGUAUGCUAUUAGGAUCUAUUCCAUUCGGCCAUUUGGUCAAAUUAUCAGGUUCUCCUUCACGAAAGCAAUUCCUUUCCACCGUUGCUGGUGUAUGCUUGUCACUCGCGCUUGUCGGAGUUUGGGGAAUUCUUCACUCCUUUUGGACAAUUCUAGGCACGUAUGUGAUAGUUAUUUCUCUUGGUCCAAGGCGAUGUGAGUGGGUAGCUUUCCUGUUUGUGUUCGGCUAUCUUUUUUUCUUCCGCACAUGCAAGUAUUUUGGAUUUGAAAAGCCACCAGAACACAGCAAUGCUAUUCAGCUGUUGGUGACCUUGAGGUGUUGUACACUGCCAUUUGAAAUAUUUGAGUCUGAAGAAGAAACCAGUGAAGGAGAAUCUAAAAAGUCAAAGCGACCAUCCUUUUAUGAGUUCCUUAGUUACUCCUACUGUUAUUGUGGACUCACCACUGGUCCUUACUAUCGCUACAAGACUUUCAAGGACAUGAUUAACCAACAACAUCCUGAGAAGAUUUCCACCGUCAUCCCUGCCAUCAGAAAUCUUCAGACAUUACCCUUCUAUGGUGUGAUAUACCUUAUUUUAAACCAUUACUUUCCAAUCAGUCAUAUUGGGACUCCAGAAUACACCAGUCAUCCUUGGGGGGUGUUGUACCAACUGGCUUAUCUUGUCCCAACCUUUAAUGGGUUUCGCUGGCGCUUUUACAUAGGCUGGCUCCUUGCUGAAAGUUGCUGUAUGACUCUUGGUUUGGGAGCAUAUCCAUUUGAAACAGAACCAAAGCCUGGGUUAGGGCCUACCAAAGCAGUUCCAGAACAGAGUGAACCUAAUACAGAAAAAAAUGGAACCAUUAAUCAGACCACUCCUGAGCAAAACAAAGAAUGUAAUCAAGACACACACAGCUUUGAGACAAUCCACAACAUAAACAUUUUUGAGGUGGAGUUUUCACCUACUAUGGGAAAUACAAUGAAGAAUUGGAACAUGACUGUUCAAUGGUGGAUUGCAACUUACAUACACAGGAAAACUCCUUUUAAAAACAAAAAUUUAAGAAUGUUCACCACUCUUCUUGUCAGUGCCUUCUGGCAUGGUGUGGCCCCAGGUUAUUACCUGACCUUUUUGUGUGUUCCACUGACAGUUAUUGCUGAAGUUCAAAUGUCUAAAGCUAUCAAGCCGUACCUGUCGCCAGAGCUUUGCUACUGGUAUGAUUGGCUGAGUUGGUUUUUUCAUUACCGUAGCAUGGAGUAUCUUGGCUGUGGAUUUAUGUUGAUUCAACUUGCUCCAUGCCUGGAAGCAUGGAAGAGCAUGUACUUUGUUGGACACAUUGUGAUGGCGGCAUUUAUUGUUAUUCCUUUUUUUAUUCCAAAAAAGCAUACUAUUGACCAAGAGGCCAAGAAGAAAUCAUCUUAAACUAUGUUGUAUAGUUUUUGAUAAAGUAUUGAUUACUUUAGUUAUAAUAUAAUAGUGGAAAUACAUUAUUUAGGAAGCUGUUUAGCUAUUUAAAUAAGUUUUGUAUUUACAUUAUUGCUACUAUGGGCAUGUAUUUAGACUAUCAUAUAUACUGUGUUUUUGAUAACUCUUUUAACCCCGGCAGGCAGCAACUUUUUUAUCUACCAAACAUUUGUUUACAAAUUUGACUUUUUUUGUCACACCAACAUCUAAAUCAAAUUAUUUUGUGAAAAAAGGUACAAAUGUAGACUAACUUAUCUGUAUUUAAAAAGUGAUGGGAAUAUGAUGAGGAGGAGGAGGGGAGGCAAAUACUCUUCAAAUGAUUGACGAAUUGCAGAUAUGAACUAACUUAGUCUGCUAGUUAGCUAGAUAGUGUGUUGAUAAUUCAUAUACAUAUUGUGCACAUUUAAAUUUAUAAUCAGUAUUUUUGGCAACAUUUUGUCUCCAUCUCUCAGUACAACACCAUUUAGUAAUAUAUUGAUAAAUAAAUCAUGUGAUCAAUUUCAAGAAAGUCUCAGAAUACAAGUAUUAAAUACCAUCAUAAUCCUA